CUAAAUACUUAUUUGCCCCACUGUAUAUGUGCGUGUUUUUUUUCCUGAUAAUACUGUCGCAAUAAUAACCUUUGUGUUGAUCUGAUUACGUGGUCUCCUCCGUUUUGCACAUGUGUGUCCAGAGUCCGCGGGUGUACGGACUGCAUGCGAGUCAUAUGCAGUGGGCAUUGGGCAUCGCAGGCGAUCUGCAUCGUAUUUGUUGCGUCAUUCGGAACGGAGCUAAGCGUAGCGCGGCGGAUCCUGUGGGUUUUGGGGGUUAUACAGCUUAACAGUUUCACGAUGUGUAAACAUUAAUAGCAAUGAAGAAUUAUGUGGCCGGCCUUUUUUCAUCUUCUUCGAGUGUGAGGUCACGUCCAUGGAACAAUCCCAGCCAGCCAAUAGAGCACAAUUCUUUAGUGCAUGAAUGUACCACUAUGGCUCUUAAUAAUGUCGCCAAACUCAACUAUUGAAAAAUGUCAUUAAUAAAGUAAUGUUUGGUUAGAAUAGUUUUGCUUUUUUAACUGUUGUGUAUGUGGGGGUGUUAUUGUUGUCCCCGCCUCCUUAUUUGUCCAUCCUCUCAAUUACGUAUUUUCCACUCCUGCUUCACAUGUCCGCCUCAUCAGAUCGGUGGCCUCGAUCACUUCUCAAGGUUAAAGGUCACUCAGUCACUUGGGGGCCCUCACGUCAGGUCGCAUCAGUGCACUUGGUUCUUUGUGGAUGGAAUGAAUUCAUCUGCACUUAUCUCUCUGGACACUUUACCCAUUUAGCUUUCAGGAAGAGGAGGAUGGGUACUUACAUGGUGUUGAAUGGGGAAAAGGAACAAGCAUACUCGCAUGACUUCCUCCCCGAUGCACUUUUUAAGGUUGAUGUACAGUUUUCAGGCUUGUCGGAGUUAUAUAAUACACACACAUAUGUAGACUGAACUGUAAUUAUUGGACUUAAGAUAACUUACUUUAGUCAAAGGUGAAACGUUUUCUAUAAAAGGUGGGAAAGCUGUUGUUUGCAUAGGCGUCUGCAUUUAAACUGAAUUUCUCUCUUAAAGAAGUAAUAUAGGUUGUUAUUCAUGGUGCGAUGGACAUUUUGAUUAGGAACUUCUGUGUUUGCAAUUGUGUGUACUUUUGCGUAGGUGUGGGUGACUCCCAGUAGGGGAUUAGUCUUUGACACCCUUCUAGAAGCCAAACCUCACUUUAACACACCCACCACAUGCCAUGCCAAUUGCAGCUGUUGGGCCUCAUUGCUCGAGAUGUAGAGAAUGCCUCACACUCUGCAAUUAGAGCUGCAGAUUGCUGAAUAGCACACAUUGCACUGCCCUAAAAUGGCACUUGGUCCCUUUCUGCUCUUGAGAACACAGAGUAAAUAGAAAUUGAUGAGAGCCAGUCAUCGAAAACUGGGCCAGUCUGUCUCAGGGCUGACAGAAUGUGUUCUGUGCAAGCUGCUCCUUGCAAUGUGCUGUUACACUGGCUAAAGCAACCAAAUGGUGAAAAAGCCCUCAUUGAUGGGGUUGGUUUCUCACGCCUUACUCAGAAUGUUCGCUUUCCAUCGAGUCAAGUGGUGCAUUGUGAUCUCAACCAAAGACAUGCAAAUAUAUGAAACAGAUGCACUACCUCUUUUUGCCGAUAUGUCAGCAGCGGUAAUCCCUCACAACGAUGUGUUGUGUGGACUCUGGAAGCUCUACAUAUGUGUUAACAAGGGAAAAGCCAUGUCACCUUGGCACAUGUGAUAGUUCCUCGCCUUCACAGGCUUUUUUUUUUCAAUAAGGCUGGAUGCUCAGGGUAGAUAAAUGGGGGCUUUUGUGGCCUUUGCCAGAGGGAGAACUAAACAAUGCAAGGACACACACAGAGAAGGGUCUUUUCAAGAGAAAACCACUAAAAGAAGUAUUUCUAUAGCUCCUCCUUCCUUUUUCACUCGCACCCUCCUUUACUUACUUCUGCCUCAUAUUCACCUCCCAAAUGGUCUUCCUCCUACAUGAGAACAGAGCCUCACUCUCAAAAUGUUCCCAUAAACGGGCACAGGGAAUGGAAAUAACUCAGGCUAUUUCCCAUCUCUACCCUUUCACUGACUUAUUACUGAGCUCUGGCCAUUACGUGUGCUCACUACCCUGAUAAUGCACUGUGUUUCAUACUUCUCCAAAUACAAUUUGAGUCCACUUUUUAGGCAUAUUUAGUCUGAGUACAACUUAACAUUUAUUGUUUUCAUCUAGCAUCAGGGAAAAAUGGUCUGCUCUAUCGGAGUUGGACCAUUCCCUAUAUUGAUCUGUAAUGCAAGUUAGUUGUCAGCCCUAGCCCAUGGCUUGUCUGCAUGUUACCAAAGAGGGGAAAAGAACAAAAAAGUUGCAUGACUGUAUGUGAAAUUGAAAACACAUGAUUAUCACAAUUUUUUUAAUGGUAUCUCUGUAGAAUAAGAAAUAUUCUAAAUAAUUAGAUAAAAAUGUUAUCAGACCUCUCUUUUCAGACCUUGAUUAAUUACAAAAUAACUUGUUGCAGUUAAAUAUAAUGCUACAGGUGGCUGGACAUGACUUUGAAAAGAGAUUUGUUUUGACUAUGACCUGCUUAGCAAAGAAAACAUCCUAAGUCAGGCCUAUCGAUUGAUUGAUGUUUGUUAGUUAUUAGCAGCAGUUUUUAUACUCCUUUCUCUGUACCAACAUGGCGGUCUGAUAUGAGAAGACGUGCUCCUUCAUAAUAAGGGAAGGAUUUGAUUGAUUGGCAAUCUAAUCCUUUAAUCAUGACAGCAUCACUCUCAGAUAAUCAAGAAUCCUUCAAUAACAACCGUUGCCUGGCACCGCCAGACUAUUCUCCCUGUAUUUUUCAAACACUGUGAGAAUAGUCUGGGACCCAGCCCAUUAACGGCCUCUCGAGCAAGCACAAAAUCAACCAUCCAAUCAGAUUCGUUUAUUUGCGUGACGUGUCCUUAACGAGUAACAUCACUCUUGCGCGCCGAAAGUCGUAUCUACAACAACACAGAUGGCAAACCGGAGAGCCGAGAAUAUGUUCCAGUCCAUGGUGAAAUCAGUUUGAAAUUACCAAAAACACAUCGACACAAGUCAUUGACAACAGUCAACAUGGCUCACACUAGCCAUUUUGAAUACACUCCGCUCAAGCUAGUUACUUGUUGCUUUAACAACUGCCCGUCGCUGAUUGGUCCACUCUGCUGUCUGUUUGCUGUGGCUUGCUCCGCCCUGGAAAUUUGAUCCGCCGGACGGUCGCCAGACUCAAUCACUGGAACAGCAGUGAGUCUGGUAUACCAGGCAAUAAUAACCGUGCCUUUACAAGCAUCUACUCACACACUGUAAAGAAUUAAUGUUUUAUUUUGCUUCAAAUAGAACAUACAAAAUGGACAGAAAGGACAUAUUUGAUUUAGUGGUUGUCCGACUUCAGUAACAUGCUGUAGUCCUUCACAAAUGGUUGUUCUGCCCUUUACUGAUCCCUAUUUGAUUUGCUGCUUUUAUUUUUUUCUCUUAUUUUAUUUUGAAUGAAACCUACUCUGUCAAUUGGAUUGUUCGUCAGCUUCGAUGAAGAAAUGCACUUUGUGCAUUAAGUCCCACUUGAUGAGUUUCCCACUCGGCUACACAACAAAGUCAGCUUUAGUCACAUACUGUAGGGGCAUAAAACUACCGUAGACCAAAAGUUGCCUGAAAAUAAUCUACAGCACAAUCGCCAUUCUGAUUUUUGAAGCACUUCACUUGUCUAAACAAUUUAGUGUCAAUCCAAUCCGGGGCCGGAUGUAUGGAGGGGCCGGGGUGGGCACGGCCCACCCAGACGUGAGUCGUGCCCACCCAAUCAAAAUGUCGGUGUUCUGUUAUGCAUAAAAUAUUGAUGGGUUUUGUGAUUGAAUACCUGAGUUUUAUUGCUUUUAUUACGUCUUAUUAGCAUCAUCUAGUGGAUGCCUUAAAUUACUGCAUCUCAUGCGCACUUUAUUUGAAAGAAACUGCAAUACGGAAGUGACGUUGUUCAGUAGAGACUCACACGACGAUGGGCGCAAUCAGUUCGCGCCAUCUCUGACCAUUUUGCCUUGAAUUUGAGGUUGCAUCGCCGGUUCACCUCUUCCAGCUGUCGUUCUACGUUGGCGGCAAGCUGUGAGGAAAGAUUCCACUCGUGGUGCCUCAGCAGUCCUCAGAUGCUUGUCCUUGACAUCCAAAUGCUGGUUACCAAUUGUUGUGCCAGUGGCCUUUUAUGAGUUAUGACAAUGGCAGCUCAAGAAGGAGUACCCUUCUCCCCGUGAUAUCAUGAAGACGGGUUCAAGAAGUCCGCUCUUCAAGGAGUUUACUUGCAAGAUAUGAGUAUUUUGAGCCCAGUCACGGAUAAUAAAUCAAACCUUGUGGGAGUCGUGGGAGGCCCAGAAGAAUUCCAUAGAGGCAUGCAGUCGGAAGAGUUAUUUAGCAGGAAACUCAAAUCCCUCAAUGGUAGUAUGGGACCACCAGGCGUCAACAUGCAGGGCAAGCACGAAGGUCCUGGCAAAACAAAUGGUGCUCCAGCCAUGCCUAAAAUGGGUGUUAGGGCCAGGGUAACAGAAUGGCCACCAAGGAAAGAUGGAUGGGAUGGACGGCCAUCACAAAACUAUCAGAGUGUGAUACCAAUGUUUCAGAACGGCCAGCAGGACCAUACAGUGGAAUUGAUUCCCCAAGAAGAGCCAGUCUGUUUGGAGGUAGACUUCUCUGAUGCAAAGUAUGCAUUGAGUGACCUCCUUAGCCACUCACCAUUGAAAGGUCUUCACCCUAUCCGUCAACGCAGCAAUAGUGACGUCACAAUCAGCGAUAUUGACUCUGAAGACGUUGUAGACCAGACAGCAGUCAAUCCAAACACCGGGGCCUCUUUACAUCGGGAAUAUGGAAGUACAUCCUCCAUUGACCGACAAGGUUUAGGUGGAGAUGGCUUUUUUACCAUGCUUAAGGGCUACAGAGUAGACACAUUGGACCACCGUAGUGUACCACCCCAAGGUUUUCCUGAGUUGUUGCGUUGUGAUACCUCUCUCUCACCCAGUUUACAGACAGCAGCCCAAAUCGCUAGGGGGGAGUUUGUCACAAUUCCAGGCUACGACUACGUAGACAGCUCUCUCUUCUACAGCAGGGAACGGGAGAAAUCCUUCAUGAGGCGUCUCAAAUCAGAGUCAUCUGAAACAUCUUUGUUCCGGAAAUUACGAACAAUUAAGAGCGAGAGUGAUGCUUUGAGACUCUCUCUUGAGGAUGAUCGACGACCGCUGAGUUUUCAAAAAUGCUUUGCCCACUAUGAUGUUCAGAGUGUUCUUUUUAACAUCAGUGAAGCUGUGGCAAGCAGAGCUAAUCUGAGUCAGAGGAAGAACACCACUACUGGGGCUUCUGCUGCUUCCGCUGGGGGAUUGUCCGGUGUUGGAGCUACUGCUCUACUGGGAUCAGGACCAGAUGCUGGAGCAUUAGGAUGUAGUAGCGGGAAUUCUGUCUUCUUUGAGUCACCACUAGGCAGCAGAGAAGAUUUAAACCCAAAGGAGAACUUGGAUGCUGAUGAGGGAGACGGAAAGAGCAAUAGUCUCGUGUUGGGCUGCCCGCACUUUCGUAACGAGAUCGGCGGUGAGGGCGAGAGAAAAAUUUCACUUUCCAGAUCUAACAGUGCCAACUACAGUGGAUUGUCAGAGAGCUGCUCCUUUGAAUCUUCACUAAGCUCCCACUGCACCAAUGCAGGCGUGUCUGUCCUUGAGGUCCCUCGAGAAAACCAGCCCAUCCAUAGGGAGAAGGUCAAACGCUAUAUCAUUGAGCACAUUGACCUUGGUGCUUACUACUAUCACAAGUUCUUCUAUGGAAAGGAGCAUCAAAACUAUUUUGGUGUGGACGACCAUCUGGGACCUGUGGCAGUCAGCAUCCGUAGGGAGCGAUUGGAUGAUGGAAAGGAGAAAGAUGGCAUGCAGUACAACUAUCGAGUCACCUUCAGAACCAGUCAGCUAACCACCCUCCGAGGAGCCAUAUUGGAAGAUGCAAUACCAUCCACAGCAAGACAUGGGACAGCCCGUGGAUUGCCUCUAAAGGAAGUACUUGAAUAUGUAAUCCCGGAGCUCAAUAUUCAAUGUUUGAGGCUGGCAAUAAACUCCCCCAAAGUUUCCGAACAACUCCUGAAGUUGGAUGAACAAGGGUUAAGUUUCCAGCACAAGGUUGGUGUGCUUUAUUGUAAAGCGGGCCAGAGCACCGAAGAAGAGAUGUACAAUAACGAGAGUGCUGGACCAGCGCUAGAGGAGUUCUUGGAUCUGCUGGGACAGAGAGUUCGCCUCAAAGGUUUCACUAAGUACAGAGCACAGCUUGAUAACAAAACCGAUUCCACAGGUACACAUUCGCUCUACACUACCUAUAAGGACUACGAGCUGAUGUUUCACGUAUCCACCAUGCUCCCUUACACACCGAACAACCGACAACAGCUUUUAAGGAAAAGGCACAUUGGCAAUGACAUCGUCACCAUAGUGUUUCAGGAGCCCGGGGCCCUUCCUUUUACUCCAAAGAGCAUCCGCUCUCAUUUCCAGCAUGUGUUUGUCAUCGUCAAAGUCCACAAUCCUUGCACUGAUAAUGUCUGCUACAGUGUGGCUGUGUCCAGGUCAAAAGACGUGCCUCCAUUCGGGCCUCCGAUUCCAAAGUCUGUGACCUUCCCAAAGUCUGCGGUUUUUAGGGACUUUCUGCUUGCCAAAGUCAUAAAUGGAGAAAAUGCAGCACAUAAGUCAGAAAAGUUCCGAGCCAUGGCGACACGAACACGGCAGGAGUACCUAAAGGACCUGGCGGAAAACUUUGUUAGCACUGCUACGAUUGACUCUGCUGUCAAAUUCAGUUUCAUUAACCUCGGGGCAAAGAAGAAGGAGAAAGUGAAACCCAGGAAGGAUGCACAUGUGUUCAGUGUUGGAGCCAUCACUUGGAGUGUUCGGGCCCGGGACUUUGGCCAGUCGAUGGAUGUGGACUGCUUGCUCGGCAUUUCCAAUGAGUUCAUUGUGCUCAUUGAGGAGGAAUCGAAAAAUGUAGUUUUCAACUGUUCUUGCCGCGAUGUCAUUGGAUGGACCUCAGGGAUUAUGAGUAUCAGGAUCUUCUAUGAGCGUGGGGAAUGUAUCAUGUUGUCUGCUCAUGACAACUGUGGAGAAGACAUUCGGGAGAUGGUGCAAAGAUUGGAGAUCACGACAAGAGGCUGUGAAACAAUAGAGAUGACUUUACGGCGCAACGGCCUGGGCCAACUCGGUUUCCACGUAAACUUUGAAGGAAUCGUGGCCGAUGUUGAACCCUUUGGCUUUGCUUGGAAGGCAGGCUUGAGACAGGGUAGCCGACUGGUGGAGAUCUGCAAGGUGGCUGUGGCUACACUCACCCAUGAACAGAUGAUUGACUUGCUACGUACCUCCGUUGCUGUUAAAGUGGUUAUUAUCCAACCAUAUGAAGAUGGGACACCGCGAAGGGGCUGCUCUGAGCUAUAUCGCAUUCCGAUGGUGGAGUACAAAGUUGACAGUGAGGGUACACCAUGCGAGUACAAAACACCCUUCAGAAGGAACACCACUUGGCAUCGGGUCCCUACGGCUGCUGGAGCUCCUUUGUCCAGAGGGUCACCUACCCAAGGUCCUGAUCGCCUCCAGUGCCAGCAGAUCCUGCAGCAACAUCAGGCUGCCAUCCCACGAAGCACAUCCUUUGAUAGAAAGUUACCAGAGGGAUCCAGGAUGAUGCAGGAUCUGGAGAAUCCCCAAGUUACAUCCUGUAACAAGGGAGACCACCACUACCGCAGCUCUCCCAGUAAUCAGUCCUCCUCCAGCGACCCAGGACCAUGUGGCAGCAGCUCCUGGUCCCAGCAACCUGGAUAUGAUGGAUGUCCCUCUCCUAUUCUUCAUGAACAUGCAGGAGACAUUCAAGGGGGCGAUGGAGACAUCCAUAGAGAAAGAGAACCCACUCUGGAGAGGACUAGGUCGGCAGAGGCCAAAUGGCACAUACCCUCUACUAAGAUUCUGAAUCCUCUGAAACAGCGAGAAGGAAGCAAAGACUGCCCUAACAAGCUUUCAAGGAUGGGUGAUAAAAACUCGAGCCACUCAAGUAGCAACACUCUUUCAAGCAACGCCUCAAGCAACAGCGAUGAUAAGCAUUUUGGCUCAGGAGACUUGAUGGACCCUGAGAUGUUGGGGCUCACAUACAUCAAAGGGGCCUCCACGGACAGUGGCAUCGACACCAAUCCCUGCAUGGUGCCUGGGGCUCGAGUGUUGAUACAGAGCAGGCUGGGGGAGCAAGGACACCCAUGGGUGUCAGAACAUCAUGAAGACGGGGCAUCUGAAGAGGAACACGGAAAACAGUACCUGACACAGGGUUAUGCUUCGGUCUUAUUGGCGAGUAAUGUGACAGAAGGAAGCAUCGGAGACCUGAGCGAGAUCUCUUCACACUCAAGUGGCUCACAUCACUCUGGCAGUCCAUUGGCGCGUGGGGCCAGAUAUUGCAUGUCUGCCGACUCCUCCAAGGUAUACACCAUCCCUCAAAGCAGCAGCUCAGGUGCUGAGCCUGGGCCAGGUCCCGAUUGCGACCUGGAACCCAGCUCAGAGGCUUGUGGACAGACACGUACACAGCCAGAUGGCAAUCUCCCAGUGAAGACAACUGCUAAUGAGGGUGAUGAUGAUGCUCACAGCAUUGAGGAACCUCCCAACAUUUCAGAGUGUGGAGGAGCUGAGAGCUUGUUAGCACUCCUUCUCAAAAUGCUGUCUGAGCGUGCAAGGCAGCUGUAUGCACAGGAGGCCGCCUGCCGCCUCCAGGCAGCCGAGCGGGAUGGAAAAUCAUUACAAAGACUUUCAAAGGAGGAAUACCUGAAAAUGAUGCUGCCCGACAGUCCAACAGGUGAAGGCAGGGGUCAAAAGCUGUCCGUGACGGCAAGUCUUUCGCCACGACAUUCCCUGUACCGGACGUUAUCGGACGAGAGUGUAUGUAGCAACCGCAAGGGCUCGUCCUACGCCAGCUCUCACAGCUCAAUGCUGGACCAAGCCAUGCCUAACGACAUCCUAUUCAGCACUACACCACCUUACCACUGCACGCUGCCUCCUCGCAUGAUCCACAACCAGCCGCAGUCAAAUCUGAGGAAUGAGUUUUGGUUCUCUGAUGGCUUCUUGGCAGACAGGUCAAAGUUCAGCGACCCAGGCCUCAUGCCCCUCCCAGACACUGCCACAGGCCUGGACUGGUCUCACCUGGUUGACGCAGCAAGAGCCUUUGAAGAUCAGCGUGUGGCAUCUUUCUGCACCAUGACAGACAUGCAGCGGGCAGAAGCACUGGAACUAUCAAGAGAGUUAACCAGGCGGGUUGUGGAAGCAGAAGGGGCGGCACUGGACACAGAUUCCCCAUCUACACUCACUGGCAAAGUGAACCAGCUGGAGGUGAUACUCAGGCAACUGCAGCACGACCUUCGAAAGGAGAAGGAGGACAAGGCGAUGCUGCAGGAGGAAGUACAGCACCUAAGGCAGGACAACAUGAGGCUACAGGAGGAGAGCCAAACUGCGUCGGCUCAGCUCAGGAAGUUCACCGAGUGGUUCUUUCACAGCAUCGACAAGAAGCCCUGAAACGGAGGCGGACAAAUGUCGCAUGUUGGCAACACUUGUGACUCGUAUUGGGAAGACUAUAGAAAAGUGUGGAGAAACAGAGCUCCUCCCAUAUAGCGCAAAGCUGUCUGUAUGUGACAUUAACAGUUUCUCCAUCACGCCAGCUGAGACUCCUCCUGGGAAAUUCCCUCAUCUCCGGCUGCGGGGAUGGAAUUCUUCCAUGAGAUCCUCUUACAGUAGUGGAAUGUAAAGCUCAUUUACUGUAGUCAACUUGUAACCUACCUACUACGUACUGUAUGUCACGUGUCUACUGUACCUGCAGCUGCUUCGGAAAAGAGGAUUUCAUGAAGUGGUACACGUUCAAGAGGAAUCAACUCUGGAGUGAAAAGUACAGCUGGUGGACUAAUGAAUGUACCUCAACUUGAGAUUUUUUGGGUCCUUAAAUGACAAAAAUGGGGGGUUUUACAGUUGCGCCUUUUUCUUUUGUUUUACUUCAACUUCACUUUUUGUUCCUUCAGUGUUGUGAUAAAGUGUCACAUUUCGGCAGCGGUUUUGAUGUUCAAAGGUGCUUUUUCCCAACACAUGAUUGUCGGUAGUCUCCAUUCACUGUCACGCUGUCCUAGCAAUAACAAGUUGUAGUUAUGAAACUGUGUUAGGAAUAAAACUAUGAAGAGUUUAGCACAAACAUGAAGCAGUUGAGAUUGUGCCUAAAACUCUUGGGUGUAAAUCGGAUUGUUUCUCUUGGCUUUUCUGAACACACGCCUUGUCUGUGGCUCACUGAUAGAAGCGUCCGUGCGUGUGUAUGUGCGAGUGACUGUGCGUUUGAGACCGUGUGUAGUUUCUCGGAGCAAAAAUGUGUUCUCAUGCAGUGGUUUUCAGAAAGCAUUAGAGCGAGCGCCAGUGAACCACAAUUACAAUGCCAAAUGUGUUUAUUUCUGUACAUAUCGGCCACAGAAGUGUCUUGUAUUUAACACUGUUAUUUAAGCUUAUUUAACCUAAAAUUGUUUAUUUUAUUAAGGGUAACUGAUUUUCUUUUUCUGCACUAAGGAGAGGUAAUGCUCUGUGUAUGUUGUAAAGUGUGUAGCUGGGCAGGGCUAAAAAAAAAAAAACAAGUAUAUAUUUAAAUAUAUAAAUGAUGAUUUUGGAGAUUCCAACAUUUGGAUGCUGCUAGAUUACAGUUUGCUGGUUUGUAUGCUUUUAAACAUGUCGCUCUGUCUCAUCCUUGGGGAGGCUGUGACACUGGUUGUUGUUAUGGUGUUUUGUUCUAUUUUUUAUUUUUAAUAAAUGUAGAUGGAAAUAUUUGUUUUUAAUAAUUUCGUUUGUUCAAUUCUACAAAACAUUUUGUUUUCGAUCUGGACCAAUGCUGCAUUCACAUGCGCUGGAAAAGAGCCUUACCACUUGCUAAUUGGUAAUCACGAGUACAUCCUGUUCAUGCAAGGGUGUAGGUUUGCAUAGGGACGGUAGGGACAUAACACUACUAACUUUUCAGGAUGCUAAAAUCGUCCCCACCAACUUUUAAGCAAC
Corythoichthys intestinalis (scribbled pipefish) is the source of this 10989-nucleotide messenger RNA. Its product is annotated as signal-induced proliferation-associated 1-like protein 2. Gene Ontology annotation, biological process: regulation of small GTPase mediated signal transduction; activation of GTPase activity. Gene Ontology annotation, cellular component: cytoplasm. Bases 4252 to 9486 code for a protein of 1744 amino acids. Gene Ontology annotation, molecular function: protein binding; GTPase activator activity. Lineage: Eukaryota; Metazoa; Chordata; Actinopteri; Syngnathiformes; Syngnathidae. The record is from RefSeq and is a predicted model, not a curated record. The transcript has 22 exons.